Molecule: messenger RNA, 1420 nt
Organism: Pelobates fuscus (common spadefoot toad)
Lineage: Eukaryota; Metazoa; Chordata; Amphibia; Anura; Pelobatidae
Product: alcohol dehydrogenase 1-like
Exons: 9
Coding region: 109-1248 (379 amino acids)
Biological process (GO): retinol metabolic process; retinoic acid metabolic process
Cellular component (GO): cytosol
Molecular function (GO): zinc ion binding; all-trans-retinol dehydrogenase (NAD+) activity
Source: RefSeq, a predicted model, not a curated record
UCUGUGCCUGCAUAUCCUGCAAAGCAGUUAAGAGCUGACGCGCAGAUCUUAAGUCAGUUUUUUUUUUUUAGACUUUUGCAGAAUAAUCUGUGAGUGAAAACUACAGAGAUGCCAACUGCUGGAAAGGUAAUCAAGUGCAAAGCAGCUAUUGCCUGGGAGGCUAGCAAACCUCUUGUAGUUGAGGAAAUUGAGGUUGCUCCACCAAAGGCUCAUGAAAUCCGUAUCAAGAUUUGUGCAAGUGGCAUUUGUCACACCGAUGACCAUGCCCUGGGAGCGCAUAUGGCUGGCAUGAAAUUUCCAGUCAUCUUGGGACAUGAAGGAGCUGGCAUUGUUGAGAGCGUUGGUGAAGGAGUGACAUGUGUGAAGCCUGGAGACCAUGUCAUCCCACUUUGUAGUCCAAUGUGCAUGGAGUGUAAAGCCUGUAUGCACCCUGAGAGCAACUUCUGCAUCAAGAAUGAUGUUGGCAAGAAUGUUGGACUUAUGCUUGACAAAACCACCAGAUUUACAUGCAAAGGGAAAAUGAUCCACAACUUUAUGUCCUCAAGCACCUUCACAGAAUACACUGUGGUGGAUGAGUUUGCCAUUGUCAAAAUUGAUCCAAAGGCUCCCAUGGACCAUGUGUGCCUUAUUGGCUGUGGAUUUUCCACUGGUUAUGGAACUGCAGUGAACACAGCCAAAGUAAAACCUGGUAGCACAUGUGCUGUGUUUGGCUUGGGUGGAAUUGGAAUGUCUGCAGUAAUGGGAUGCAAGGUGUCUGGAGCUUCACGGAUCAUUGGCAUAGACAUCAACAAGCGCAAGUUUGCCAAAGCUAAAGAAUUUGGUUGUACAGAUUGCUUGGAUCCAAAUGAUUAUGACAAGCCCAUCCAUGAUGUUAUUGUGGAGAUGACUGAUGGAGGAGUGGACUAUUCCUUUGAAUGUAUUGGAAAUACUGAUGUCAUGGUCUCUACUAUCCUGGCUAGCCACGGUGCUUAUGGAAGUGUAAAUAUUAUUGGUGUCCCCGAUCAACAUGCAAGAUUGAUUGUGGAUCCCAUGUGGCUGCUGACAGGACGCUCAAUAAGCGGAGCUUUCUUAGGAGACUAUAAAGCAAAAGAAUCUUUCCCUGGCUUAGUAAAGGAUGCCAUGAGUAAGAAAUUCAACCUUGGUGGUUUGGUGACCCACAAAGUGUCUUUGGAAAAUAUCAAUAAAGGUUUUGAGUAUAUGCGCACUGGACAAUGUAUUCGUUCAGUUGUUGAGAUUGCAAAGCCUUGAAGAAUGCUAGUAUUCAAGAGAAUCCUUUAUAUUCAUUUGAUAUACAAUGGGUGUACUUUGUGUUUAUCCAGUUAAUCAUUAAAGCUGCAAAUAUAUUUCAUUUUGUUGCUUUCCUGCCUAUUUGAUAAAUAUCUUAAAUUUCUACUAAUCAGGCUUUUUAAAAACCAUUUGC